Molecule: messenger RNA, 2006 nt
Organism: Syngnathoides biaculeatus (alligator pipefish)
Lineage: Eukaryota; Metazoa; Chordata; Actinopteri; Syngnathiformes; Syngnathidae
Product: oocyte zinc finger protein XlCOF6.1-like
Exons: 3
Coding region: 608-1864 (418 amino acids)
Biological process (GO): regulation of transcription by RNA polymerase II
Molecular function (GO): DNA-binding transcription factor activity; RNA polymerase II cis-regulatory region sequence-specific DNA binding
Source: RefSeq, a predicted model, not a curated record
UUUGUUCACUCGGUCUUUUCCAUUAUAUCAAAGACAACAGUGUGAAGUGUGCGGCAUGACAAAAAAAAUGUAGUUUUCAGACAUUUUUAUACUUUUUUAGAGAAAUUUUACAAUUUCUUUUUGACUUUUUAAAAGACGUAAAAUGCGUUUUACCGAAGCAGAGUUUCAUUAGUGAAUGUGAAUAAUCAGGAAAUCCAUUGGAUUAACCAGGUAUUAUGCAUAAAACAACAAAAGUAAAGUUUGCAUGAAGCUUUCUGGGCUUAGGUGCGUGGUCGGGCCCAUAGAACCGAUUUCGAAGGAAAUUCCGGACAUGAACUUUGUCCCAGUGGAGCUGCCGUACUAAUUCCACAACAGAAGUAACGACGAAAGUCUCACUUCUUGAAAAGGGACUUGGCGUCCUGCAGCCUCUACUUGACUAAAACGGUAUUUGUUCAAAUUUCAUGUCCAGUUGAACUCCACUCGGUGCACGCCGAAGCCUUUCGGGAUAGCUUAGCUUAGUUUAUCUUAGCUUAGCUUGCCAGCCCACGACAAUGCGACGCCUUUGUGAGCAACGCAUCGCACGGAGAGCGCAAGUGUGAGGCUAAAAUGUUGUGACGAUCGCGUGAAAAUGGAUGCGAGAACGACUUUUGGUUACGCGCGGGAACUUUCUGGAGCAAAACGGGAGAAGGAGCCACUGGACGACGUCGCGGUUUUACCGCAGCACCGAGACGUGUCGCACACCGCAGACGUCGGUGUGGAGGAUCUACGCCGUCAACGUCGGGAGCCGCAAGAAGAUGAGCAAGAGCCGCCCGGCCUAAAAGAGGAAGCGCUGCCCCAGCCGCCUCACGUCAAAGAGGAAGAGAUGGAGGACGACAGCAACAAGGUUGCGUUUGCCGCUCGGAUUGUGAAGAGCGAGCAAGACAUCAGUGAAACAUAUCUUCAUACUCAGCAACAAGCGUUAGAGUCCCGUCACAUAAAAGAGGAGGAGGAGUUUGAUUUCACCAGUUUGCCGUUAACUGGUGUCCCUUUAAAGAAUGAAGAAGACCGAGAAAAAGGUCAAAGUGAGGAGAACAGAGGGGAGGAGCUUCCAAGCAGCAGCUCAAGUCAACAAACGACGACGGGCGCUGAUGGCGGCCAGUGGGGAGGUUCACAAGCAGAAGGCCUCUUGGCUCCGCUACCAGGUAGCGACGAUGCCACGUCACACGCUCACGACAAUAACGACGACAACAAUGAUGAUGAUGAUGAUGAACUCUCUAAUGGUGAUAUGACCCAUCGCAGUGACAACAAGCGUUGGGAAUGUUCUCAGUGUGACAAAACCUUUGACGCCAAGUAUACGUUUAAAUUGCACUUGACCAUGCACACUACAGAGAAACCUUUUGUCUGCUCAAUUUGUGCUGAAAGAUUCACCCAAAAAGCUACUUUGGCAACGCACAAAAAAUCACACGCUCGAGAGAAAUGUUUCACUUGCUUAGUUUGCCUCUUGAGUUUUAGGAAGCAAUGCAAUUUGAAAGCACACACGAGAACGCACACAGGGGAAAAACCUUUCGCCUGCUCAGUUUGCGGUAAAAGAUUCACCGAAAAAGGACAUUUGAGAACGCACUCAAGAACGCACACUGGGGAGAAACCGUUUGCCUGCUCAGUUUGCGAUCAAAGCUUUUCUGAAAGGGGAAGCUUAAGAAAACACACAAGAACCCACAGUGGGGAAAAACCAUUUGCCUGCUCAGUGUGCGCUAAAACAUUCAGCCAGAAGGGACAUUUAAGAAGGCAUACACGAACACACACUGGAGAGAAACCAUUCAGUUGCAGUGUAUGUGACAAAAGAUUCUGUAAUAAGUAUCAGGUAACAAUACACAAGUGUGCUGGUGAAAAUCAUAGUUGUCAGUGAAGCUUUAAAGAAGCAGCGGCGAAGCUGACUGGUGUAAGCUGUAAAUGUGUAAAGAUGCCUGAAUAAAAUGAAAGUAUUCAAAAUGUUCAGUAUUUUUACAUAUUCUAUUCAUCGCAUGACUAGAUAUUGACACACAAUCAAC